Molecule: messenger RNA, 3065 nt
Organism: Cucurbita moschata (crookneck pumpkin)
Lineage: Eukaryota; Viridiplantae; Streptophyta; Magnoliopsida; Cucurbitales; Cucurbitaceae
Exons: 9
Coding region: 24-2978 (984 amino acids)
Molecular function (GO): protein binding
Source: RefSeq, a predicted model, not a curated record
AUGUGUUUUGGAAGAGAGAUGAGAUGCCAUAUUUUAUAUAUAAAGGACACCAUAUUUGUGGAGAAGGUGUGCAUAAGUUCAGUAUUAAGGAGGAGAGUAUGAACGAGAAGCACGAAGCAACGUUACGAGAUUUUCUUUACAUAAACACGAAGAGAACGGAAUGGGAGAAAGUAAUUAAGAAGUAUGAGAAACACCCAGAAGCUCAAGGGUUGAAGCUGACCCGAAAUGGCGACACCGCGCUGCAUUUGGCUGUUCUUGACAAUCGGGAAGAAAUGGUGCAAAAGCUUGUGAACCGCAUAAAAGACAGUAAGCGCGAUGAACUUCUUGAGACUACAAAUGACAGGAAAGAAAAUCCUCUCCACCUUGCUGCGCAGAUGGGGAGCGCCACAAUGUGCUACGCCAUUGCUUCAGCCCAUCACAAGUUGGUAGAAAAGAGAAACAAAAUCGACGAAACACCUCUGUACUUGGCGGCUGCGUCUGGCAACAGGGACGCCUUUUUUUGCCUUUACCAUUUUUGCAGAGACCUCGACUCUGGAAUCACCGCCAACUGUAGAUUGUCGAGCAAUGGAGACACCGUGCUACAUUCAGCCCUCCGAAACGAUCACUUUGAUUUGGCAUUUCAUAUACUUCACCUGCACAAUGAGGCCAUGCACUGGGUGACCAAGGAUGGCGUGACGCCUCUCCAUGUUCUAGCGAGUAAGCCAACAGCCUUCAAAAGUGGAAGCCAAAUCAGGGGAUGGCGGAACAUCGCGUAUUACUGCACACAUGUGGAUCAACUAAACCCUCAACCAAUAGACUCCCUUAUCAGAGACUGGAUCGACCGUAUGUCCAACCCAAACACUUCUACUCCCUGUUUUCCGGCUAACUACGAGACAUGCAUCGACUUCUUCACAUGGGUGUGGGAUGGAUUUUUAAAAGGCAGCGGUUUGAAACGAAUAUGCCACGAUUUCAAAAAUGAUGAAUCGAAGAAGGAUACAGAUGAUGCGGGGAGAAAUAUUAUGGUGGAAGGUGGUGAAAGUUCGGAGGCUGCUGAACCCCACCAACGUCUGGAUACUCAACUUCUUAAAGCUCAUGGAUUGGCGAAGGAGGCCUCAAUUACAAAUGUCCCCCGAAACUACAAUACCUGCAUCCACUUUUUUCAAAUUGUUUUCUCGGCCAUCUUGAUCAGUCUUGGGUGGGGAUCUGCUGAAUUCAAAAAGAUACGGAGGCAGAAAGAGAAACACACUUGGUCAGUUCAAGUGAUGGAGAAGCUUCUUGAAUAUGCUGCACCCGAUGAAUAUGACUGCAACGGAGGAAUUCCCAUGGAUUCAACUUCUCAAACACCCGACCAAGCUGGUGUUACGCUUCCUUACUCCUUCCAAGAUGAUGACGUCCUGUUCAGUGUUCACAUUGAGAGUAAACCAACAGAAGCAGAGAAGCCAAAGCCAAAGGAUUUCCAAGCACCAGAGACACCAAUGUUAUUAGCAGCAAAGAAUGGAGUGAUUGAGAUUGUGAAGGGAAUGUUCUGUCGUUUUCCGUUGUCCAUCUAUGAUGCUGGGAAAGAUAAGAAGAACGUGGUGCUGUUGGCUGCCGAGUAUGGACAGCCGGACGUGUACAGAUUUUUACUCAGCCCCAAAGUUUACAAAGAAAACCUGUUUCGAGCCGUGGAUGAUAAUGGGAACAGUGCGCUGCAUCUGGCAGCCGCCGCCUCAAAGUCCAUGAUUUGGCGCAUCACCGGAGCUGCGCUGCAGAUGCAAUGGGAAAUUAAGUGGUAUAAGUUCGUUGAGGAGUCUGUGCCGCUCUACUUCUUUGCCCACUAUAACAAGGAAGGAAAGAAUGCGACCGCAAUCUUCCAUGAAACCCACAUGGAUCUGGUGCAAAAAAGCGGAGACUGGCUGAUUAAGACCUCCAAGUCCUGCUCUGUGGUGGGUGCCCUGAUUGUAACCGUAGCAUUUACUUCCGUUGCCAGCAUCCCAGGUGGGUUUAACCCCCGCGACGGCUCCCCAUUCCUUCAAGAUCGGGAAGCCUUUUUUACGUUCGCCCUUUUUUCCCUCAUCGCCCUCUGCCUCUCUUCAACCUCAGUCACCAUCUUUCUUGCCAUCCUCACCCAUCGCUUUGACGCCAAUGACUUCAGAACAAACUUGCCUUGGAAACUCUUCAUCGGCUUUUCCUCGCUUUUCGGUUCCAUCAUCUCCAUGUUGAUUUCCUUUUGUGCGGGCCACUACUUUCUGAUGCAUCGACACAUUCCACAUCACGCUGCUUUGCUCUACACCAUUGUUCUUGUCCCCGUCGCAUUAAUCUUCAUUAUAUCCAAGCUUCCUCUCUACAUAGAUGUGGUGCAGGCUAUUUUCAAAAUAGUGCCCAAAAGGAGCGCCCAUGUCGUCCUAUCUGAUCCGCUACCGCUCCACACUCCUUCCGUUAAACCUUUCCGAAAAGGAAAAUUUGAGGUAACGUCGACCGCUAUGGAGGAUUCUGACGCCUUUUCACCUUCAACCCCAUUGUCGAUCCUCGCGCCCACCGCCCAAGGUUCGUAUCCUCUCCUCUUCUUCCUUCCUGGCUGCGCCGCCGAAUACGACUACUCCCAUUUCCUCCAGCGUAUAGCUUCACAAGGGUUGGUUAUAGUUUGCCCACUACAGAUGAGAGCGAAGGCAACAAGGAGUGAAGCCAACGAAACAUCACAAUUUAAAACUUGGGACGCGGCAGACCGAGAAAUGGUGGAGGAAAGGCUAUCAGGAGUGGUGGCAGAGUUGAAAGGAGGGAAAACAAAAUCAUGGUCGUUAGCUUUAGGCUACGACCGCCCUUGGAAUCCACUUUCAGGGGUGAUUGGGUUGGAGCCUGUGCCCGGGACCAAAUUCCGCAUCCGAGAGUCUGAGAUUCAGACCUACCUGGACCACCAACCCUCCAACAUAUCCGGAGGCCCAGUUGUUGAAAGUCAACUUGUAGUUUCCAAGUUAUGCGGAACUGUAAAACAGUUGGUUUCCGAGGAGUCUUCUUCUUGAUUCCUUCUGAGACUUGGUUUUUAAAACAUGAAAUGAAAGAUUAUGUAUUUUGGUUUCAAUAAAUUUGGUAUCUAUAACGGCUUAAGA